This is a messenger RNA of Heterotrigona itama, 1676 nucleotides long. Lineage: Eukaryota; Metazoa; Arthropoda; Insecta; Hymenoptera; Apidae. The record is from the annotation of a GenBank genome assembly.
CUUUUCACGCGAUCACUCGAAGAUCCACGGCACUGGACGAGGAACCCGGUGAACCUCGCGAACUCAUUUUCGAUCGACCAUUCGACGUCGUUGUCCACUAGCUCGGCUAUAUCAAGUGUGUCACUAUGAAGCCGAAGAAAUUGGGCAUCAUCGGUGGCUCUUUGCUCGCCUUCGGGGUUGGGUUCUGCGCGAUCGUGUUCCCCCCGUUCCUCAGAUCGCAGAUCAAAAAGCAAAUAGCCCUGAAACCCAAUUCCGAGAUGCGAGGAUUAUGGUCACAUUUCCCUCUUCCAUUGGACUUCAAAAUUUAUCUGUUCAACGUGACGAAUCCAAUGGAGAUUACGGCAGGAGAGAAACCAAUUGUCGAGGAAGUGGGACCAUUCUUUUACGACGAAUACAAACACAAGGAAAAUCUGGUUGAUCGGGAAGAAGACGACAGCCUGGAGUAUAACUUGAAAAACGUAUGGCACUUCAAUCCGUCGUUAAGCAGCCCGUUAACUGGCGAGGAAGAGCUGGUCGUUCCUCACUUCCUUAUUCUCAGCAUGAUCAAACUCACUCUUGAGCAGCAGCCAGGAGCGAUAGGAAUUUUGAAUAAGGCUGUGGAUAAUCUCUUCCACAAACCUAGUUCCGUCUUCGUAAGGGCGAAAGCAAGAGAAAUACUCUUCGAUGGUUUACCCGUCGACUGCACUGGGAAAGAUUUCGCCUCGACUGCAAUUUGCACCGCAUUGAAGGAAAAGGAGGACGCUUUGAUGCCUGGUGAACAACCUGGGCAAUAUUUGUUCUCCGUUUUUGGCCCUAAAAAUGGCACCAUUCUUCCCGACCGUAUACGAGUGUUACGGGGGAUAAAGAAUUACAAAGACGUGGGCAAAGUGGUCGAACUCAACGGACAGAAAAUGUUGGAUCUUUGGGCCGGUGAUGAAUGCAACACGUUCAAUGGCACGGAUUCGACCAUUUUCGCGCCAUUGCUCACGGAGGAGGACGAUAUCGUGUCGUUCUCACCGGACAUUUGCAGAAGCUUGGGUGCACGGUUUUCUCACAAGUCCAAAAUCAAAGGCGUCAACACGUAUCACUAUACAGCUGAUUUGGGCGACAUGAGUACGAAUCCUAUGGAAAAGUGUUUCUGUCCCACGCCAGACACUUGUUUGACGAAAAAUCUUUUCGAUUUGUCUAAAUGUGUGGGUGCACCCUUUAUUGCUUCUCUGCCACAUUUACUUGGAUCAGAAGAGAAAUACUUGAAAAUGGAAGAGCACGGACUUCACAUGGACUUCGAACCGAUGACAGCCACACCUUUACUCGCGCGCAAGAGGCUGCAAUUUAACAUGUUCCUUCACAAGGUCGAAAAAUUCAAGUUAAUGAAGAACUUCCCAGAAUGUUUGUUCCCUAUGUUCUGGGUUGAGGAGGGUAUAUUGCUCUCCGAUGAGUUUGUGAAGAAAUUGAAAACCGUCUUCAAGGCAAUAAGCAUAGUCGGGUUUUUGAAGUGGAUCACGAUAAUAAGCGGCACAUGCAUGAGCGGAGCAGCCGUCACGAUGUUCUUCAAGAACAAGGACAAAGGCUCGAUGGACGUGACUAAGGUAACACCACAGACGCAAAGUGGGAAGGAUGGUGAGAAGAAAUGGAACCAGAUGAACAUCAGUACGAUACAGAGUGCAGCGGUGCCGCCUAAUCUCGACGAGAAUUAA